Macroventuria anomochaeta is the source of this 1213-nucleotide messenger RNA. RefSeq lists its product as uncharacterized. The transcript has 2 exons. Bases 187 to 1020 code for a protein of 277 amino acids. The record is from RefSeq and is a predicted model, not a curated record. Lineage: Eukaryota; Fungi; Ascomycota; Dothideomycetes; Pleosporales; Didymellaceae.
GGUGUCUUGCUGACGGUUGUUACACCUUAUCAUCAACUAUUCUUGGUGCUCUCCAUGUUGUACAGUUUCGCCCCUUUUCCUGGUGCCUAGGCGGUAAUUACGUUCCGUUUGCCACCUUCCUCCUGACUCUAGCGUGCACAUCCCCCGUGUCGUUCUGCUGUACGUGUACUCUACUGCUCGGUCAAGAUGUUUCUCAGUGUGAAGGAGCGCGCGCGCCAGAUCGCGAACGGGCAGUUCACAGCAUCGACAACGAACGCUCAAGUUACGUCUCUGAUCGAUCUUGUGCCCGAACCUAAGCCUGCGACCGUUGCGACAACGAAGAAGACAGCUACGAAGGAAGCUCCUGCAAAAGCUGCCGCCUCGCCCUCUCAGACGAAACAAUCAAAAACCGCACCUCCACCAGCAGCGGUUCCAAAGACAACAUCCUCGAAGGCUACAUCGCCCCCUGAAGUAUCCACACCAAAGAAGUCGUCUUCCAAAUCAAAAGUGACCAAGGAACCGUCCUUGAAGCCAGCAUCUCCCAAGAUUGGAUCCCCAAAGUCGACAUCGUCAAGCAAAGUCGCAUCCGAACCCAAGGCCCCAUCCACACCCAAAAUCACGUCGCCAACCAAAGCUACGCCCUCAGCAAAGUCUACGUCUUCUAAAACCUCCUCCACACCCUCGAAAACCAAGCGCUCCAAAUCACCUCCGAAACGCGUCGACUCACCCAUCGAAGACGACAACGACCCGCUCUACUCCCUCAAGUCCGCUUGUCUCAAGCAAGUCUCAGGUGUAACCGGACUCGGCGGGCGACGUCUCGCAAUCGUGCUCAAGCAGCGGUCGUCAGGAAAGUGGUACGCAGCACUCAAAGACACGGGGGCGGACAAGUAUUUGAAGAUGUGGAUGAACAAGGACAAGACGUUUGCGACAAAGGAGGAAGCGUUGGAGGCGUAUUUGGUGUUCGCGACCAAGAUGCGAAAUGAGGUGCGUUGGUUUCCUAUGAGUCCUAGGGCGAGCAGUCCGAAGGGGAAGUGGAAGUAAAGUGUAAAUAUGUAUGGUUGGGAUAAUGGAUAUACAUCCGGGCAGGACCUGGAUGGACGGUGUAAUGAUACGGCGAUCUAGGAGGCACUUUGGUCUUGCGCGAUUGCUUCAUACGCACAAUUGGCGUUAUAUACCUUGGAAGGAUUCUGGGGGUUUGGACGGCUCGAUGGAGAAUUCUGCACGCUAUCCACGC